AUGGCUGAACAACAAAAAGGGAUACCGUUUUCUAACGGACAUCACGAUGAAAAAAGGCCGGUGGCCAUGGUCAAACCAACUAUCUUCGAAUGCAAUGAAGCAGGACUAAACCGGCCGGUGGCCAUUGUGGAACCAACGAUCUUCGAAUACAAUGAAGCAGAGAAUAUUGACGAUGGCGAUAACUUUGAAGAUGUAAUAGGUGCAUAUUAUUUUAUUCAGCCUGUAAAUGAAAAUAAUCAGCAGUUGAAUGAUGAUACAGUUAGAGGUGAUGAUGUUCUUAUCGUAAAUGAUGACAAUGACGAGGUUGUGCUAAACGCACACGAUGAUGACGAUGUUCAAGAAAAUGAUAAUGGUAAUGAAGAUGGUGAUAUUUUGAAUGAGGAGGAUGUGAGAGUCUUGGUGGUUAUUUGCGAUGAUGAUGCAGAGCAUGAUGAUGAUAGUGAGGAUGUUGACCUGAAUGUGGACGAAGAUGGAGAUGAGGUCGUCUGCGACAACGACGAGUAUGUAAAUGAAGAUGGCGAUGAACAUGAGGAGGAAGAUGAUGAUGACGGUGAGGAGUUUUGCGAAGUAAACGAUGAUGACGAGGAGGAAGAAAAUUAUGAAGAUGACGAUGAACUCCAUAAUGGAGGCAGUGGGCGCAAAAGAAAAAGAAUCAAUCAAUCAGACCGACCCAUAAAAAUAUGCAAACCUUUUUAA
Molecule: messenger RNA, 696 nt
Organism: Helobdella robusta
Lineage: Eukaryota; Metazoa; Annelida; Clitellata; Rhynchobdellida; Glossiphoniidae
Exons: 1
Coding region: 1-696 (231 amino acids)
Source: RefSeq, a predicted model, not a curated record